UUGCCGCUGCACCGAGCGGAGCGGAGCGGCCGGAGCAGAGAGGGAGCUAGUUGGGUGUCGCCAUGAGCCGCCUGCAGGAGGACGAUGAUCCCUACGUGAUCGAGGAGCCCAGCGAUGAGGAGCCGGGGCAGAGCAGCUCAGAAGAUGAAGUGGAUGUGCUUUUAUAUGGCACUCCCGAUCAGAAGCGCAAACUGAUAAGGGAGUGCCUUACUGGAGAAAGUGAAUCUUCAAGUGAAGAUGAGUUCCAAAAGGAAAUGGAGGCGGAACUAAACUGCACCAUGAAAACUAUGGAGGGCAAGUGGAAGUCACUAGAAACAGGUACUUCCUCAAGUACUGGACAAGCUGGAACAGUCACCACUACAAAGUAUUAUGACGACAUUUAUUUUGACUCUGAUUCGGAGGAUGAAGAUAAAGUAGGUACACAGGCGGCCAGGAAAAAAAAGAGACAUCAGCAGCGCCGGAUUCCUACUAACGAUGAGCUACUCUAUGAUCCAGAAGAAGAUGAUCGAGACCAAGAGUGGGUGGACUCUCAGAGACGAGGGUACCAAAAUAUAAGAAGAACUCAGCAGCAGCAGUCCAAACCUCCAGCCAUUCCAAACAGUGAUGCUGUUUUGAACUGCCCUGCUUGCAUGACUACAUUGUGCUUUGACUGUCAGAGACAUGAAUCCUACAAAACGCAGUACAGAGCAAUGUUUGUGAUGAACUGCUCAGUUAACAAAGAAGAGGUUCUAAAAUACAAAGGCCCAGUGAACAAGAAGAUAAAGAAAGGGCAUAAGAAAAUGAAACACAGCAACGAGAUCACCACUGUGCAAGCAAAUCAGGAAGAGGAGGAAGUAUAUCAUCCAGUCAAAUGUACCGAAUGUUCAACUGAAGUGGCAGUCUUGGAUAAAGAUGAAGUAUUCCAUUUCUUCAAUGUUCUAGCAAGCCACUGUUAAUGUGGAAAAACAGCUGUGCUGUUUAAGACUGUAUGAAAUCUCAAAAAUGUGGACAAUAUUUUAUCCUUUUUAAAAAAAAAAACCCUUUUGUAUCAUUUGAAAAGAUUGAAAGAAUCUUUGUAAAACUUCAUGGAAGAGAUAUAGUUAACUGAUCAUACUUGGAGCAAUAUUCUGUCAGUCCCUCAGAUAAUGAUAAAAGCAUAGACAGUUUAAAUUCAUGUACACAGCAUGCAAUAUUUUUGUGUAUUAGAACCAUUGCUCAUGUACAUAUGCAGUAUGUUGACGUGUGUUAAACUGUUGCUUAGAAUAAAAACGCUGUAAACUAGAGAUCUUCUCCAUACUUGGAUUGAGUGAUUUUAGGGUGCUGAUUGUGUUGAUGUAUUUGGAUACUGACCCCACUAAAGUGUCUAAAUAUGGAUGUUUUUAUUUAUGCACAUUGGUAGGUUUUGUAUUCUUCUUUUUGCUUUGUUCCCUGCACGUCUCAUUUAAGCAAAAAUAUUUAAACUUAGAGUUAAAAAAUCCCUGAGCUUUAAUUAUAGAUUGUAGGUAAGUAAGAUAGGCUUUUUUGUGUUUUCUGUUACAUUUUUUUCCCAUUUGCGGUGACUGAUGGACAUGUCUUAAGAAAAAGAUGUGUAUACAAUCAAUUCUAUUGUCAUGGAAAUAGCUUGUUUAUUUUUCCUCUUUGUUUAGUAGACUGACAAUUUUUUUUUUAUGGCAGCAAUGAAUCGCUUUUCUUAUCUGGUAGUUUGGACUUUUUGUCAACCAGAAGACACAGUCACUGUCAAGUUAAUGGUUGAUCCAUUAAUCUGCUUGACAAAGCAUACUCCCAGAAGCUAGCCUCUUGGUUUUGAUUACCUAAGAGCACUUUUUCUGUUGCUGUGGUUCUCAGUAUUUCUCAGACUUUUCAGAUUGGUGACAACUUAUUCAAAGUAAAAUAUUUUCAUUAUCUCCUUGUAUUUACUUAUGAAAGUGAGAGUAAAAAGUAUCAGUUAUAAGCCUAUAUA
Molecule: messenger RNA, 1939 nt
Organism: Terrapene triunguis (Three-toed box turtle)
Lineage: Eukaryota; Metazoa; Chordata; Testudines; Emydidae
Gene: EAPP
Product: E2F associated phosphoprotein
Exons: 6
Coding region: 63-935 (290 amino acids)
Biological process (GO): positive regulation of cell population proliferation
Cellular component (GO): nucleus
Source: RefSeq, a predicted model, not a curated record